Cyphellophora attinorum is the source of this 1374-nucleotide messenger RNA. RefSeq lists its product as uncharacterized. The record is from RefSeq and is a predicted model, not a curated record. NCBI's taxonomy places the organism in Eukaryota, Fungi, Ascomycota, Eurotiomycetes, Chaetothyriales, Cyphellophoraceae. The coding region runs from base 1 to 1374 and encodes 457 amino acids. The transcript has 2 exons.
AUGGUCCCACGCAGUCUCGACAAUGCUGCAGUCACAUCAAUACCACCAGAGCUCUCCUGUUGGUCCAUUCUGUGGGCUCUGGCCGCUGUUGUAACACAUUGCAUGCUACAGCCAUCCUUCAACAGCUACUUCUGGAAUUCGACGGCAUUCGAGGGCUCCUUAUCGCCACACCGAUCCUCGCCAUUCAUCUGCCUGGCCGACUCAGCCGUUGAUAUCUAUCUGUUAUUCCGCCCCCGUUCUGACGCCUCAUCUAUUGAGCACAAAUCCAGCAAGCAUGGGGUGCUGACCCGGCUGGCACUCUACCUUCUAGGAGUGCUGCCGCAGUCGCUCAAAAUCCUCAGCGCUCGAGGCAUCCCAAUCACCCAAGCCAUCGUGGCGGCUUUCUUGCUGUCGUCUACCGUCAGUCUGGUCUGCUCACUCAUGCUAGAUUCCCACGACGAGCGACUACGUGACUUUGCCUCGAACCUGAAAGGUCCUGAAGAGCCUGUCCUCGGCCUCUUCUCGCCUAAGGCCCGAGCAUCACUAUUGGGUCUUAUCGUGUUUGUCGGUCAUGUUAUCGGCAUUAUCAUGGUCUUCCAUCACCACAAGGACUUGAUAGGGUUUGAUGCGCCGCAAGAUGUCCAGAAUGCCUUUCAAUGGAUAGUUGACACUGGCAGUAUUGUGUACCUCGCAUACACACUGCAAAACACAGCUUUCAUAGUUGUUGGCAAAAGAUCUCCUAUUCCACCGCUGCCUGCGCUACAGCUCCUCGUAUGCACCAAUCAUCUGUGUUUCAAUGAUUUACUUCGAUCGAGCGGCAGGGCACGAGCCAAACAACAACAGUCAUCUGACAGGGUUCCAGGCACCAUCACUGUGACCGCCACUCUAACCAUCGUAUGCUACCUGGUCGCUUGGGCUUUGCAAUCUGUUGGGCAAGCCGUGCACGCCCGGUGCUCUUCUGGACGUCGGUCGAACGAGUCCGAUAACUCGAUAGAACUGAGCCCCACCGCACCUGUUGCUGCGGAACGAGGUCCUUCUGCAGCGGCUGAUACAACCAGCGAAGCGGUCACCGAACAGGCCGACCUCGUUGCCCCGGAAGAGGUUGAGAGGGACGUCCCAGUAUCAGAACUGACUCCCAGCCAGAUGUUCUUCAGGGUCGUGUUUUGGAUAUCAAAAUGGAUAUUGAUACUGGCCUGGCGGCUGUUCAAGGGCAUAGGUGGGCCUUUCAUCUACAUGUUCAACUGGAUCGAAUUACACGUCAAGAAGCAUCAUCCGCUCCGAGGACCGAUGAUGACAUUUGGCCUUGUGAAUUUUGCUACGGCUGCGAUCUACUACCUUGCUUUCUUCGAUCCGCAUGGGACGAAGGCGCCUGCAUGGAGCCAAGCCCUGGGCUGA